GCGGGCUGAGGGGCGACGAGGCGCGCUGCAUACCAACACACACACGCGCACACUCACACACACGCACUCACACGCACAGGCGGAGGACGCAGGACCCACAAGAAAACGUUCAUGUCAAGUUUGGAUGCUUCCUUUUUGUGCAACAAUCUCCAGCUCUACCGGACCGAGCGCCAAAGUCGGACUGUGGAAUAUUUGUUUUUAUCUUUGCUGACGUGUGGCAGGCGAGACAAACAUCGUGCGGACUCUCUCUGCAUCGGAAAAGGCGACAAGUGGACCAGGCUGAUGUUCGGCUGCGGUCACGUGUAGAAGAAUAUCCAUUUGGGUGCCACGGGAAUAAUUACAAGAAGAAGAGAUUUGAUAAGACAACUCCAUCCUCAUCGUCAUCGUCGUCAUCAUGAGCUGCCCCCGCUUGUGGACCACCUUGGCCGGCUUGGUGCUGUUCGUGUUGUGCAAAGGCUCCAGCGUCCACGCAGCAGAUUUUGGCCACCUGCCGGACAACAUUACAGUUUUAGAAGGAGAGAGCGUCACCCUGAGAUGUCGCAUUGACGAGGAGGUGACCCACAAGGCGUGGCUGAACCGCUCCAACAUCCUGUUCACGGGCACGGACAAGUGGUCGCUGGACAAGCGGGUGACGCUGGUGAACAGCAACAGCAGCGACUUCUCCAUCCACAUUGAGAAGGUGCAAGUGAGCGACGAGGGCCCGUACACGUGCACCUUCCAGGCCAACAACAAGCCCCGCAUCGCACACGUCUACCUCAUUGUGCAAGUGCCGGCCAGGAUCAUCAACAUCUCCACGGACGUGUCGGUGAACGAGGGCGACAACGUGAACCUCUUCUGUCUGGCCGUGGGCCGGCCCGAGCCCACCGUCACCUGGAAAGACCAGAAAUACGGUCUGGUGAGCGAGGGCGAGUUCCUGGACAUCACGCAGAUCAAGAGGCAGCAGGCUGAGGACUACGAGUGCAUCACCCACAACGGUGUCGCUCCACCCGACCAGCGCAAGGUCAAGGUCACGGUCAACUACCCCCCCAUGAUCACCGACAUGAAGAACCUGCCAGCCCAUUUGGGAAAGACGGCCAUCUUGCGCUGCGAGGCCAUGGCGGUCCCGCCAGCCUCCUUCGAGUGGUACCGAGACGACCACAGGCCCGUAGAGAGCGACAACACCCUGAAGAUCAAGAACGAGAAGACGCGCUCACUGCUGCUGUUCUCCAACGUGACGGAGAAACACUUUGGCAACUACACCUGCUUCGCCACCAACCGUCUGGGGGCCUCCAACGCCAGCAUGUUGCUCUUCCGACCGGGGGCCAUCCAGGGUCGGGCGGCGGGUCUUCAAGCGGGACUGAGCGUUGCCGUCGGCGUUUGGAUCUCCCUGUCCUGUGCCCUGCCGCUGAAGGCGUAAAGAUCAACUCCUCCCCUCCAUGGAAGUUGUCCUCGAGCGUACCCUCGCACCUCCUUCCGAAGCCCCCCCUUACCCACUCCCGCCCUCCUUCCCUCCCUCCCCUGCCUGAUGAAAGGAAGAAGGAAAUUGAAUUCUUUAAUUACGAACCCAUCACUGUGAACAAAAAGAAUAUGCAUCGAGUCAUUGCAUCAAACUGGAGACCACAGCCCCGCCCCCCUCCCUCAUACACUCAAACAUAGCCCCUCAAUCCAACCUGGAGGUCUCCAUCUUCCCCCGGCCCCCUCCUUUCUCAUAACAUCUCUCUUUGUCGCCCCCUGCUGGAGUGAGCAUGUGCGUCCAUGGUUGUUAUCUUUCUCUGGACCCCCCCAAUGAGGGAAGUCAACAAAACCCAGCCUGAUCGUGUACCUUAACACCUACACAGUACACAAUAUACUGCAUACACUACUACACAGUAUACAGUAUGUACUCAUGACUACUACAGUUUGCCUUAUGGAGAGGAAUCAUAAAGAAUAUAGUUCAGUGGCUUUGUCAUGUGACCUGUUUAAAGCUACACACACACAUACACUACAUGUACAUGCAGUACAUAUACAGUACAUGCAGUACAUAUACAUACACUACAUGUACAUGCAGUACAUAUACAGUACAUGCGGUACAUUUACAUACACUACAUGUACAUGCAGUACAUAUACAGUACAUGCGGUACAUAUACAUACACUACAUGUACAUGCAGUACAUAUACAGUACAUGCGGUAUAUAUACAUACACUACAUGUACAUGCAGUACAUAGUACAUGCAGUACAUAUACAUACACUACAUAUACAUACACUACAUGUACAUGCAGUAUAUAUACAUGCAGUACAUGUACAUGGAGUACAUGUACAUAGAGUACAUGUACAUGCAGUACAUGUACAUAGAGUACAUGUACAUAGAGUACAUGUACAUGCAGUACAUGUACAUGCAGUACAUGUACAUACAGUACAUGUACAUGUAGUACAUGUACAUGCAGUACAUGUACAUAGAGUACAUGUAUGGUGUAGGUAUGGCUUUUCCAUUUCAGCAGUGCAACAGUGAACUUGCUGUCAAUGAUGUCAAAACGUGCACACACAAACAAAAAAAGUCAAUGUGGGGGUGGAGCCCCCCCACCACUGCCACCCUGCCCCCACCCCAACGCCACCACCUUCACCACCCUGACCUAUUUAGCCCGUCCUUAUGCUCUGUCUCGUCACCCUACACAUCACCCCCGCCGCCCCUUUCUCCCUCCCCAGUGUAAAUAAAUUCAGUAGGCGGGCCGCUAUCGCCCUCACCC
Molecule: messenger RNA, 2702 nt
Organism: Dunckerocampus dactyliophorus (ringed pipefish)
Lineage: Eukaryota; Metazoa; Chordata; Actinopteri; Syngnathiformes; Syngnathidae
Gene: iglon5
Product: IgLON family member 5
Exons: 8
Coding region: 395-1396 (333 amino acids)
Cellular component (GO): neuron projection
Source: RefSeq, a predicted model, not a curated record